UUAUACUCAAARAACUCACAGACGCCAGCGUCAUGAAAAUGUCAAUUAAUUUGCUGUAUGUUGCGAUAACACUCUUCAAAGUUAAUGUUAUCAUUUCUUUUAAACUCACAAUCCUGCAUACCAACGACCUUCACUCAAGAUUUGAAGAAACUGAUGCAUUUGGGGGACAAUGCUUCACCAAAGAUCGCAUCGCUGGUAAAUGUUAUGGCGGAGUGGCUAGAAGAGCAACAAUUGUUAAACAAAUCAGACAUCAAYAAGCGAAUGUAGUUCUACUGGACGCUGGUGAUGUCAUGACUGGCACACUGUGGUAUGAUAUUUACAAAGGAAACGCUACAUGGACCAUGAUGAAUGAACUGAAGUACGAUGCUAUGACACUUGGAAAUCACGAUUUUGAUGACGGACCCGCAAACACAGCACGAUUUCUAAAGCACCUAAACUUUUCCGUUGUGAUGUCAAACGUAAACGCAAGUAAAGAACCUCUGUGGUCUGGACCUCUUUACGUGAAUUACAAAGUUCUGGAUGUUGGAGGUGAAAUGGUUGGCAUAAUUGGUUAUGUCCUCAGCUCUACACCCUAUGUUUCGAAACCUGGUCCUGGUCCAAAUAUACGCUUUCUUCGUGAGGUUAUUUCUUUAAGGACAGCUGCUGAUGAGCUUCGACGGAAAGGUAUCAACAAGAUAAUUGCCGUAGGCCAUUCUGGGAUCGUGAUGGACAAAAAAAUUGCUGAACAAGUUGGUGGUGUGGAUGUUGUAGUAGGAGGACACUCCAAUACCUUCCUUUAUUCUGGAACACCUAUCAAAGAACUUACACCUAAAGGACCAUAUCCAAUAGUUGUCCAAUCAAACGAUGGCUCUAAGGUCCCUGUAGUCCAGGCUUAUGCAUAUGGGGUCUAUUUAGGAAGACUGGAUCUCGAGUUCGAUAGCCAAGGGAAGGUUACUAAAUGGAGCGGACAGCCCAUUUUAUUGGAUAACAGCGUUGCCAAGGAUACAAGGAUACAGAAUAUUAUAACGAGCUUGAAGYGAAGAGUUGACCAUGUUUCGAAAGUGAAACUAGGCAGGUCACUUGUAUAUCUUAAUGGUGCCCGAGUUGACUGUGGUGUCAAGGAAUGUAAUCUAGGAAAUCUUGUAACUGAUUCGAUGGUAUUUCACUAUGCCAAUAAAACAUCAACAACCAAUCAAUGGACACAAGCAAGCAUCGCCAUUACGACUAGUAGCAGUAUAACAGCAUCCAUAGACGUCUUGCCAAAUGAAUAUAUAACAUAUGGUCAUACAAUAAAUAGUCUGCCAUACCGCAACACUAUUGAUUUAGUUCAACUGACAGGCACUGUAUUAAGGCGUGUGUUUGAACACUCUGUAUCAUCCUACCAUUAUAAGGAGCCUCAAGGGCGUUUCCUGCAAGUAUCAGGUAUUAAGAUAAAAUAUGAUAUCAGCAAACCAACAGGGCAAAGAGUUACAAGUGUUCAGAUGGUAUGUUCACAAUGCAGAGAGCCCACUUACCAACCUCUGAAUGAGACUGCUCUAUAUAGUGUGAUUGUCAGUUCAUAUAUGGCUAAUGGGGGAGCUGGAUUUACCAUGAUCAAGGAAAAACGAGUAWCACACCAAGUUGGUUCAGCCAGAGAUAAUGAAGUGUUAGCUAAUUACAUUYAGAGUGUUAGUCCAGUGUUGGUGGGAAAUGAGGGUAGAAUAUUGUUUUACCAAAGUACUUCAACGAGUACUGGUCACAUAUACAGCACUGAUAACAUACUUGUCAUCAGCACUUUAUUCACUAUAUCUGCAAAAGUAUGUUUCAGCCUGUAAUAGUAGAGUGAAGUCAUUAGAGCCGACACACGUUGACUGGCACUAACAAGACUAAUUUGAUAGUGCUUUGUGUWAUAAGAAAACAAAUAGACCAGGUUCCAGRUCCCAAAACCGAGGCUACUGACCAAAUACUUAUAGCAACAAAGUUUAAAAACUAUUUGAGCCAUGCCAAAAUUACGCAAAAAUACAUUUGUUAUAUGGUUGAACGACAUGAAAAACGAAUAGAGAAAUUGAUGUGUCGAAUGUACUGUUCAAAGACAUAGUCAAACUGAUGCAAUACUAAUGACAAUAACCAAUAGUACUUUUUUCACCWUUGGUGUUCUUGCUUGAAAGCAUUAAAUAUGGCAUAUUGUUUGUAUGGUGUACAUUAUGUGUUUCUACAUGAAUUAUUUUGGACUCCAACAAAUGGAAAUAAACCAGUCUGGAACUUCAA
Exaiptasia diaphana is the source of this 2226-nucleotide messenger RNA. RefSeq names its product 5'-nucleotidase. Gene Ontology annotation, biological process: nucleotide catabolic process. The record is from RefSeq and is a predicted model, not a curated record. The transcript is spliced from 7 exons. Lineage: Eukaryota; Metazoa; Cnidaria; Anthozoa; Actiniaria; Aiptasiidae. Gene Ontology annotation, molecular function: nucleotide binding; hydrolase activity, acting on ester bonds; metal ion binding. The coding region runs from base 33 to 1793 and encodes 586 amino acids.